This is a messenger RNA of Dentiscutata erythropus, 573 nucleotides long. Lineage: Eukaryota; Fungi; Glomeromycota; Glomeromycetes; Diversisporales; Gigasporaceae. The record is from the annotation of a GenBank genome assembly.
CAACCAACAGCAGAUAUGAAAAAUAUCCGAAGCGCCAAAACGAAUGAAGAAGCCUCCAAGUUGGACGAUAAACUUGAUUACAAGAAUAUAACUUCGAACAUGAGUAGCUAUUACCUCGAAGAACUUGAUAACGCCGACGAUGAUAAUGAUAAGGACAAGAUUUGGCAUCCUUGUAACGAUACAGUCCCCGAAGAUUGGCUGGGCCCAAAUGAUCAUGAAAAUGCUGAAAAGGAAGUUCUAAUGAGCUACAUAAAGACUGCUGAAACGGAUCAUACCGGUAGGAUCGAAGCUGAAAAAGACAAUCACAAGGCACUCACUUAUAACCAAAAACUAAAAAUGGAGAACAUUAAUAAAGCGGUUAAACAUAAUUACAAGGAUAGACUAAAUGGCGAAAAGGAAGCCUCAAUGAAGAAUCGAAAAUUUGUCGGAGUGAGUUACGCCGAUAUAGUUGAAGCUGAGAAAGAAGAAAAUAAGGCACACACUUACUAUCAACAAUCGACGAAAAUGGAUAAACCUAGUCAACCACGUAAUAAGAAAAAUAAAGUCCGCAAUGCACCAAAACGAAAAAGAUGA